AUGGCCACCAUUUACCAGAAUGUAGUAACUGUUUCUGGGCUUGGAUCUGUGAGCGCAGGUGAAUCAGUUAAUUUUUGGCUUCCAAACGGAAAUAAGAUAGCUUUAGUCGGAUCCCUCACUUUUUAUUAUCUAAAAGAUGGAGCAGAUCCUUCAAAUAAGAUGAUCUUAUAUACAAAUUCUAUUUCAGAACCUCUUUUUAGUUUCUCGAGUGCAUUAUUCAGCUCAGCAUCAAUAACAAGCCCUUCAGGUGCAGCUUAUACUGUAGGCGGUUCUUCUACUACUACUGCAAGCCUCAAAACUCCAUGAGCUACAACAAUUUCUAAUUAUGUUGGAAUUGGACUUUCUCCAGGCUUUACUUUGCCAAGCAGCUAUACAUUGACCAUAGGAUCUACAACAUUAACACCAGUUUAUGGUGUUUCUUCGUCAAGUAGCUCCUUUGCAGGUGGAUUCGUUAUCGGAUUAAUUCCAUCUGGAUCCUCGGUCUCACUCAAUAGUAGUACUGCUACUAGUUUGACUUUGAGUAGCUUAAAUGCUCCACCAACUACUGGAGCAUCUGAAGAUGGUACUACAGCUGGAAGUUUCGUAGUGUACGCAACAGGCAUAAUAGGAGCUGCCUGUUAUUCUAUAAGCACAAUUUCUAGUAUUAAGGUAAGCGCUGCUACAAUUACAUCGGAUACGUGUUCAAUGGACAAGUUAUACACUAAAGGUUCAGAUUCAGUUGAUUCUACACUAACUCUUACAUUUGCAACUGUAAAUCCAGUCACUGCUGGCGGAAUGAUUUCUAUUGUUCUUUCAGACUCAUUCACUGUCUUCACCUCAAGCUCAACAAUCCAAGGUACAACUUGUCAAGGUGUUGGGUUCACUGAUUACUCUGCAGAUUAUCCUCAAAAAUGUGUCAUAAGCUCAUCGACAAUUACCUUGUCUCAAUUUUCUCAAAUUCCUGCAGGAGUAGUUACCGUAAAGGUGUUCCAUAUAAUCCCAUCCUCCACUACUACAACCUCAUUAACUUGUUUUACAUCUGUAAAUACUUAUCAUGCUGCAACUAAUGGUUAUCUUAUAGACUCUAUGACUAGUGGGAUAACUAAUGCCGUUACUGUAGCAGCUUCAACUGCAGCAGGUACCACAAGUACCGAUUAA
This is a messenger RNA of Blepharisma stoltei, 1137 nucleotides long. The record is from the annotation of a GenBank genome assembly. Lineage: Eukaryota; Ciliophora; Heterotrichea; Heterotrichida; Blepharismidae.